AUGCUGCUGCACCUGUGUAGUGUGAAGAAUCUGUACCAGAACAGGUUCUUAGGCCUGGCCGCCAUGGCAUCUCCAUCUAGAAACUCCCAGAAUAGACGCCGGUGCAAGGAGCCGCUCCGCCACAGCUACAACCCAGGCCAGUACCACAGUGUGGCCGUCAGGACUGGCCCCCAUGGUGCCGUCACCAUCCCCCGCUCCACCAGCGACACCGACCUGGUCACCUCGGACAGCCGCUCCACACUUAUGGUCAGCAGUUCCUACUACUCCAUAGGGCACUCACAGGACCUGGUGAUCCACUGGGACAUCAAGGAGGAAGUGGACGCUGGGGACUGGAUCGGCAUGUACCUCAUCGAUGAGGUCUUGUCGGAAAACUUCCUGGACUAUAAGAACCGUGGAGUGAAUGGCUCUCAUCGGGGCCAGAUCAUUUGGAAGAUUGAUGCCAGCUCUUACUUUGUGGAACCUGAAACUAAGAUCUGCUUCAAAUACUACCAUGGAGUGAGUGGAGCCUUGCGAGCCACCACCCCCAGUGUCACUGUCAAAAACUCGGCAGCUCCUAUUUUUAAAAGCAUUGGUUCUGAUGAGACUGUGCAAGGGCAAGGAAGUCGGAGGCUGAUCAGCUUUUCUCUCUCAGAUUUCCAGGCCAUGGGGUUGAAGAAAGGGAUGUUUUUCAACCCAGACCCUUACCUGAAGAUUUCUAUUCAGCCUGGGAAGCACAGCAUCUUUCCUGCCCUCCCCCACCACGGACAGGAGAGGCGAUCCAAAAUCAUUGGCAACACUGUGAACCCCAUCUGGCAGGCCGAGCAAUUCAGCUUUGUGUCCUUGCCCACUGAUGUGCUGGAAAUUGAGGUGAAGGACAAGUUUGCCAAGAGCCGCCCCAUCAUCAAGCGCUUUUUGGGAAAGCUAUCAAUGCCUGUUCAAAGACUCCUGGAAAGACAUGCCAUAGGGGACAGAGUGGUCAGCUACACCCUUGGCCGUAGGCUUCCAACAGAUCAUGUGAGUGGACAGCUGCAAUUCCGAUUUGAGAUCACUUCCUCCAUCCACCCAGAUGAUGAGGAGAUUUCUCUGAGUACCGAGCCUGAGUCUGCGGAAAUUCAGGACAGCCCCAUGAAUAACCUGGUGGCAAGCAGCUGUGGGGAGCCCCCUUGUGAUGCAUCAGAACCCUCAGGGACCCCAAAGCCUGAGCAGCCCAGCCAGGGCAGCACUGUGGGCCCUCCAGGGAUCGAGAGCCUGGAGCUUACCAGUCUGGUUGAGGCAGCGCCAGGUACCACCGAGGCAGGAGAUGAUGGCACAGUCUCUGUGGGGCCUGAGGGGGCUGGGGAGCUGCUGGCCCCCGGGCCAGAGGACACAGAGCCCGCCUUAAGUGCAGAAGAACUGGCCGAGCGGCUGGACCUGGGAGAGGAGGCGGCCCUACCGGGGCUGCGGGAGGACGGUCAAGCCCCGAGCAGCCCUGGGGAGCCGGUGGCUGAGGAAGGGGCCACAGAGAGCCGGGCUGGGGGGCACGAGGAGGAGAAGGAGCAGGUGGAGGAGGAAGAGGGGGGCGUGUCUGCCCUGGGGCAGGGGGAGGACAGGCUGCAGCUCCGGGCGUCGGUGAAGAGGAAAACCAGGCCGUGCUCCCUGCCUGUGUCCGAGCUGGAGACGGUGAUCGCGUCCGCCUGCGGCGAGCCAGAGACACCGCGGACCCACUACAUCCGCAUCCACACGCUGCUGCAUAGCCUGCCCUCGGCGCAGGGCGGCAGCGCGGACGAAGACGACGGCGCCGAGGAGGAGCCCACCCUCAAGGAUGCCUCGGAGAAGGAUGCGCUCAGCGAGGUGGACACAGUAGCCGCGGAGCCUCCUCCCCUGGAAGAGGAUGGAGAGGCCCCCGAGGGGGCCACUCCAGGCACGGCUCCCCUCGGCCACUCGGGCUUGGCCAACGGCUCGGCCCCGGAUGGCGACGCGCUCCCCAGCACGGGGAGCGAGAGCGACUCCAGCCCGCGGCAGGGCGGGGACCACAGCUGCUGCGACGCCUCCUGCUGCAGCCCCUCCUGCUACAGCUCCUCCUGCUACAGCAGCUCCUGCUACAGCGCCUCCUGCUACAGCCCCUCCUGCUACAACGGCAGCAGGUUCGCCAGCCACACGCGCUUCUCCUCUGUGGACAGCGCCAAGAUCUCCGAGAGCACGGUCUUCUCCUCGCAGGACGACGAGGAGGAGGAGAACAGCGCCUUCGAGUCAGUGCCCGACUCCGUGCAGAGCCCGGAGCUGGAGCCGGAGUCGGUGAACGGCGCGGGGCCGUGGCAAGACGAGCUGGCCGCCCCCGAUGGGAGCGUGGCCAGAACCGUGGAAGGUCUGGAGUCCCCCGUGGCAGGGCCGAGCAGUCGGAGAGAAGGUGAAUGUCCUACACUCCAUAAUUCCCAGCCAGUAAGCCAGCUUCCUUCCUUGAGGCCUGAACAUCAUCACUACCCAACAAUCGAUGAGCCUCUUCCACCAAACUGGGAAGCUCGCAUUGACAGCCACGGGCGGGUCUUUUAUGUGGACCACGUGAAUCGCACUACCACCUGGCAGCGCCCCACAGCAGCAGCCACCCCCGACGGGAUGCGGAGGUCUGGAUCCAUCCAGCAGAUGGAGCAGCUCAACAGGCGGUAUCAAAAUAUUCAGCGAACCAUUGCUACAGAGAGGCCUGAAGAAGAUUCUGGUAGCCAAAUUUGUGAGCCAGUUCCAGCAGGAGGUGGUGGAGGAGGUGGCGGGAGUGACUCAGAGGCUGAAUCUUCGAGCUUAGAUCUGAGAAGAGAUGGGUCACUUUCUCCAGUGAAUUCACAAAAAAUCACCUUGCUGCUACAGUCUCCAGCGGUCAAAUUCAUCACCAACCCUGAAUUCUUCACUGUACUGCACGCCAAUUAUAGUGCCUACCGAGUCUUCACCAGUAGCACCUGCUUGAAGCACAUGAUCCUCAAAGUCCGGCGGGAUGCGCGCAACUUCGAACGCUACCAGCACAACCGAGACCUGGUGAAUUUCAUCAACAUGUUCGCGGACACGCGGCUGGAAUUGCCCCGGGGCUGGGAGAUCAAAACGGACCAGCAGGGAAAGUCUUUCUUCGUGGACCACAACAGUCGAGCUACCACUUUUAUUGACCCCCGAAUCCCUCUUCAGAACGGUCGUCUUCCCAACCAUCUGACUCACCGCCAGCAUCUCCAGAGGCUCCGAAGUUACAGUGCUGGAGAGGCCUCCGAAGUCUCUAGAAACAGAGGAGCCUCUUUACUGGCCAGGCCAGGACACAGCCUAGUAGCUGCUAUUCGAAGCCAGCACCAACAUGAGUCGUUGCCGCUGGCAUAUAACGACAAGAUUGUGGCAUUUCUUCGCCAGCCAAACAUUUUUGAAAUGCUGCAAGAGCGCCAGCCAAGCUUGGCAAGAAACCACACACUCAGGGAGAAAAUCCAUUACAUUCGGACUGAGGGUAAUCAUGGGCUUGAAAAGUUGUCCUGUGAUGCAGAUCUAGUCAUUUUGCUGAGUCUCUUUGAAGAAGAGAUUAUGUCCUAUGUCCCCCUGCAGGCUGCCUUCCACCCUGGGUACAGCUUCUCUCCCCGCUGUUCACCCUGCUCCUCACCUCAGAACUCCCCAGGUUUACAGAGAGCCAGUGCAAGAGCCCCUUCACCCUAUAGGAGAGACUUUGAGGCCAAGCUCCGCAAUUUCUACCGAAAACUGGAAGCCAAAGGAUUCGGUCAGGGUCCAGGGAAAAUUAAGCUCAUCAUUCGUCGAGACCACCUGUUGGAGGGAACCUUCAACCAGGUGAUGGCCUAUUCCCGGAAGGAGCUCCAGCGAAACAAGCUCUACAUCACCUUUGUUGGAGAGGAGGGCCUGGAUUACAGUGGUCCUUCGAGAGAAUUCUUCUUCCUUCUGUCUCAGGAGCUCUUUAACCCUUACUACGGACUCUUCGAGUACUCUGCCAACGACACCUACACCGUGCAGAUCAGCCCCAUGUCUGCCUUUGUAGAAAACCAUCUUGAAUGGUUCAGGUUCAGUGGUAGAAUCCUAGGCCUGGCUCUGAUCCAUCAGUACCUUCUGGAUGCUUUCUUCACAAGACCCUUCUAUAAGGCGCUCCUGAGACUGCCCUGUGAUUUGAGUGACCUGGAAUAUCUAGAUGAGGAAUUCCACCAGAGCUUGCAAUGGAUGAAGGACAACAAUAUCACAGACAUCCUCGACCUCACGUUCACGGUUAAUGAAGAGGUUUUUGGCCAGGUAACGGAGAGGGAGUUAAAGUCUGGAGGCGCCAACACGCAGGUCACCGAGAAAAACAAGAAGGAGUACAUCGAGAGGAUGGUGAGGUGGCGGGUGGAGCGCGGCGUGGUGCCGCAGACCGAGGCGCUGGUCCGGGGCUUCUGCGAGGUGGUGGACUCAAGGCUGGUCUCCGUGUUCGAUGCCAGGGAGCUGGAGCUGGUGAUCGCUGGCACCGCAGAGAUUGACCUGGCCGACUGGCGGAACAACGCCGAGUACCGGGGAGGUUAUCAUGAUGGGCAUCUCGUGAUCCGCUGGUUCUGGGCUGCAGUGGAGCGUUUCAACAACGAGCAGAGACUCAGAUUACUGCAGUUCGUCACAGGAACAUCAAGUGUGCCCUACGAAGGCUUCGCAGCCCUGCGAGGAAGCAAUGGGCUUCGGCGUUUCUGCAUAGAGAAAUGGGGGAAAAUUACAUCUCUCCCCAGGGCACACACAUGCUUCAAUCGCCUGGAUCUCCCGCCUUAUCCCUCGUACUCCAUGUUGUAUGAGAAGCUGUUAACGGCAGUAGAAGAAACCAGCACCUUUGGACUUGAAUGA
This is a messenger RNA of Rangifer tarandus platyrhynchus (Svalbard reindeer), 4785 nucleotides long. NCBI's taxonomy places the organism in Eukaryota, Metazoa, Chordata, Mammalia, Artiodactyla, Cervidae. The record is from the annotation of a GenBank genome assembly.